Molecule: messenger RNA, 768 nt
Organism: Moneuplotes crassus
Lineage: Eukaryota; Ciliophora; Spirotrichea; Euplotida; Euplotidae
Source: the annotation of a GenBank genome assembly
AAAAUAUAUAUGAGCGAUAACUCACAAAUUUCCUAUGGCUCCUGUUAUACUCCCAGGUACAGGAACCCUUCCAGGUCGAGCGUCAGAAGAGAAGAACUCACAAGUGACAAGACGGAGAAUAAAUAUUAUUUUAGCAAGGAGAAAACAAGGCACAAGAGAAAGAUAAUAGACCAACAAGAGAGCUAUAAUGUCAAGACUGUGGAGGAUCAGUACAGGACGACGACUCAUAGAAGCCGAUUAUCCAUUAAAGAGCCUUAUUACGACUACAAAAAUGACAAGGUCCAGCUGUUCAAGGAUAUAAAAGCUAAAAUAGACAAUCAAAAAUCAUUUGCUACUAACCCAGAAGAUGCCUUUGGAGACCUGAGCAGAAAUAAGGACCUGAAGAAGAACAAUACAUCCUUCUUGAAGCAAACAGGAAGAGAGAUGAAGUAUAACAUAAUCGAGAACAAGCUUGAUGAUUACGUGAAUUCUAAACGUAAUGAAAUAUAUGCAAGAAUGAAACUUCCAAAAGCUUUGGUGAAUCAUUACAUUACCAGUGCUAGUAUGUCCAACUGAAGCAUCUCAGAGCAAAACCCUUAUGAUAUCUUUGAUAAUAACGAUACGAAUGCUUCCAAAGACCUUGAGUUUGAUAGGAUUAGCGACAUCGAUAUGGAAGAGCCGGCCAAGAGACUCGCCAUUUUGAAUGGCAAAGAUUCCAAAUUCCCGUCUAUCAUCAUGGAAGGGAACAAAAAGCGGAAAGGAUUCGCAUUCUGAUGAACAAGUCUUUAA